AUGCCUAAAUACAUUCUAAAUGCCCUCCAAGAUGCCAAAACUGAAUUAGAAAUUGCGGGUACUAUCCAAGCCUUUGAAGUCAGUUAUGAGUUGGCUUAUAAGACUUGUCGAAAAAUACUUAGUUUGCGCGGAACCCAUGUUUAUACUUCCAAAGAAGUUUUUCGGAUAGCCGGUUUAGAAGGUCUAAUCCCCGAUGCCGAGGUCUGA
Molecule: messenger RNA, 207 nt
Organism: Funneliformis geosporum
Lineage: Eukaryota; Fungi; Glomeromycota; Glomeromycetes; Glomerales; Glomeraceae
Source: the annotation of a GenBank genome assembly